CUAGCUUAUGAAGACGUUACAAAAAUUCGAUAAUAUAGUAUUUGGGGGAAAUAGGAGCUGUCACCGGCUGAUCCGAACCCCCGUCGCGAAUGCAGCAACCGUGCACAAUUGAGAGGUAUCAGUUCGAGCUAAGCUGCUAAGAUGAAACGAGUGGGCGCUUAUUUGCUACGACUGGCCGCGGGAGGCUCGGAGCAGCUCAGCAGCGGCACCGAGCUUGCGGCCUGGCUCGGGAAAAGGCGCGGCUGGGUGGUCUCUGCCUGGGGCUCCCGACAGCCUUCAGCAAGCCACGGACGCCACGUCACGGGUACUCGUGACGCCACAUGCAAUUCGGGGGCAGCGACGACGUGCAGCAUUGAAGGCGACGCCGCGGCGACUGCCGCAGCCGCUGCCAGUCGUGCUGGACAGGAAGGCCAGGCACAGGCCUCGCAGCACCAUGCUCGUCACCGCGCUGAUCACCAGCGCCAACACCAUGACGUGCACCAUGACCACCAGCACCAACACCAGCACCGGCACAAGCAGCAGCCGACCAGCCACGCGCCAGAUGCCGCCACGCCCUCCCCGGAUCACUCGGAGCAGCCGGCUGCGCCGCUGACGGUUGAACAGGCGCUCAAAAGGCCUGACACAGCACGCGCGCUUCGGGCCCUGGGCCGGCGGAGUCGGGAUGUGGCCAGUGGGGCCGCGGCUGCGGACGAGUCGGCUGGACCGUCGCUGAUGGCCGUGCUUGGAGCCAUGGCCGGAGUGAUGCGCGGGCUGGGCACCUCUGGGCUUGGGCCCUUUACCUUCGGAUUACAGGCGCUGGGCCGGAAGCACGAGGAGCAGGGGGUGCAGGACCACCCGCCCGGCACGGUGCCGCUGCUACCAGGCGGGCCGGUGGCGCUGGCGGAGGCGGAACGGCUGUUGGAAGCCAUGGAACUGGCGCACGGCGCCUAUCGGAAGAGUGCGGCGGCGCUGGCAGCGACCACCUGCUUACGGGUGCAGCACGUGCGGGUGUGGCGCCCGCAGUCGGGGCGGCUGCAGCCCGGCUACUACGUCGCAGUGGACCACCCGGGGCGCCGCGUGGUGUGGGGCAUUCGCGGCACGCUGGCUUUCUCCGACCUGAUCACGGACCUAGCCAUGGCCGCGCAUCCACUGCCACUGCGCGGCGCGCCCGACGCGGCGGCGCACUGGGGCAUGACUCACGCGGCGCACUGGCUGCUGCAGCAGGAGGCGCAGCACGUUGCGGCGCUGCUGCGAUCGUUGCGCGGCCCGGGCGGCUCGGCGCCCUACCGGCUGGAGCUGGUGGGGCACUCGCUGGGCGGCUCGGUGGCGGCGCUGAUGGCGGCCAUGCUGCGGGAGGGGCUGGUGGAGGUGGGCAGGUCUGAGGACGUGCCGCCGCACCUGGUGUCCUGCAUCGCCUUCGCGCCGCCCGCCGUCAUGUCGCCCUGCCUGGCCGCCGCCUGCCGGCCAUACGUCACUUCAGUGGUGCUUAACCACGACGUGGUUCCGCGAUUCAACGCCCACAGCCUGGCGUUGCUACAGCAGGAGCUGCAGGGCGUGGACUGGUUUGCUGAGCUGCAGCGCACAGUGAUGGAGCACACCAUGAUGCGGAACAUCACCUCCACGUUCGGUGCCCUCACGGCAACCACCCUCAACAUCAUCCCGCCGCCGUCGCUGCCGCCACCCGUGACCUCGGCCGGCGCUGCGGCCGCGGCCGCCACCUCUGCGGCGCAGACCGCUCUGUCCAACGGCGCUGGCGCCGCCGCGGACGCAGUUCAGCAGCUGAGCGCCGCAGUGCUCCGGAGCGGGGCCUUUCAGUCAGCGAUAGCCACACUGGAUGAGUGGAAGGCUCGUAUGGGGGCGGCGCCGGGAGAGCAGGCGGAGGUUGCGGUGCGGCGGCAGGCUGAGGUCGUGCGUGCCUGGCUGCAGGAGGUCUCAAACACGGCGGCGGCGGCAGCCGCCGUGGCCGCAGCUUCAGGCCACGCGCGGGCUACGCCGGAGGACACCAGGCCUAGGCCGCUGUUCCCACCGCCGCCGGGGUCGCCGCCACAUGAUGCAGCGGCCUCAGGAGCUCCAGCGGGCGGCCCGGCGUCCGGCGCCGCGGGUGGCGGCGGCAGCAUUUUGCACGUCGCGGACCCUGACAGCCUUGCUGAGAGGCUGCGGAUCAGUGUGGAGUCCGCAAUGACCAGCCUGAUGGCGGCAGCGAGUGCGGGACGCGACCGCUUUGUUGCAAGUGCGAAUGCGUCCGUGUCCUCUCUGCCGUCGCUACCAUCGAUGCCUUCACUGCCUGCCGCACACGAGUUGCCGCUUGUGGAGCCGGCCGCGCUGGCAGCAGGAAGAGCCGGCGCCAGAGCAGCGGACGGGCUAGGACAGGAGGCAGGCAGGAGCGCAGCGGAGCGGGAGCUGGCCGCGGCUGCAGAGGCGGACGCAGCGGCAACCGUCACCGCUUCGGUGGCGGGGGUCAGUGGUCCGGCGGAGGAAAAGGUCUUGGCAGCGGCCUUGUCGAAGAGUCCACAGGACCUGCCGAUGCUGCUGCCGCCCGGCCGCGUCCUGUACAUCCGGCCGGUGCUGCCGCAAGACUCCGAGGCGCUUGCUGCAGCAGCGGUAACCCGUGCUGCUGACGGUGCGGGCCGCGACGCCGCCAAUCCUGCUGUGCCCCCUGGUCAUGCGGGCGUCGUGUCAGCGCCCGUGAAUCUCAGCGCCCCAAAGCGCGGAAAGGACGCGGCGCCGGCAGCGGAUGUACAGGAGCACCAGCCGUACGCACCUAAUCAGCAAUUUGUGCUGACGCAGCUGGCAGAGGGCCAGAAUUUCAAGCGGAUGGUGCUGGGCCGGGCUUCCUUCAAUGAGCACCAGUGCCGGUCGUACCGCCGUGUGCUGAUGGCACUGGCGCAGCAGCUGUGAAACGGCUGUACCGUACCGUAUUUCAGGUUAGGUCAACUUUAUCAAGCGUGUGUGAUUUCUUGUCCAAUACAACACUCCUGGUGUCCGUAUAAUCCGCUGAUGCUGCUGAGAUCUGACGUGUCAAACUACGUGGAGACGCGCUCGGCGGGGAGUGUGUGGCAAGCGGGUGCGGCCGCGGGUACAGGCUGCGUGAUGGGGUGACGCACGGCGCGCGCCUGUUGCGGCGAUGUGGGGUCCGCUCCAGUGCCCUGGAGUCUGUGUGACGCGCCCGCCCGGCCCGCUAUACCAAGCCAUACUAGUCGGCAUGCAAUGCCAGCACUCGGGCCGCCCAAGCGAGUCGUGGUCUGGGCACAUGGGGGUCAGGCGUCAGGGAGGUAGGCACGUGGGCGUGCCGAUGGCCGGGCCCAGCGCCCAAGCGGCGGCCCUACAAAUGAGCAGGCCUGGCUCUUUCACACAUAUGACUGCAUAGGCACGCCAGGAGUAAGCUAGCUGGCCUUGGAGCGCACCCCAGGCGCGCGUGCGGGCAUGCCGGCAUGUUCGGCGAGUGCGCAUUUCGCUAGGAUUCGGGCUACCCCCACUUGAAGGCCGCUUAUUUACGAUCAUUGGGGCCAACCUAUGUGUUGAUAGGGUAAUGGAGGAACCGACGCCAGGAAAGUGGCGACUUUUGGCCACUCGGUGUGAGCCUGGGUGCAGGUCCGAGGCCUGAUGUCGUGACCAGGUGCUUCUGACGUGUCCAGCUACGUGGUGACGAGCUCGGCGGGGAGUGUGUGGCAAGCGGGUGCGGCCGCGGGUACAGGCUGCGUGAUGGGGUGACGCACGGCGCGCGCCUGUUGCGGCGAUGUGGGGUCCGCUCCAGUGCCCUGGAGUCUGUGUGACGCGCCCGCCCGGCCCGCUAUACCAAGCCAUACUAGUCGGCAUGCAAUGCCAGCACUCGGGCCGCCCAAGCGAGUCGUGGUCUGGGCACAUGGGGGUCAGGCGUCAGGGAGGUAGGCACGUGGGCGUGCCGAUGGCCGGGCCCAGCGCCCAAGCGGCGGCCCUACAAAUGAGCAGGCCUGGCUCUUUCACACAUAUGACUGCAUAGGCACGCCAGGAGUAAGCUAGCUGGCCUUGGAGCGCACCCCAGGCGCGCGUGCGGGCAUGCCGGCAUGUUCGGCGAGUGCGCAUUUCGCUAGGAUUCGGGCUACCCCCACUUGAAGGCCGCUUAUUUACGAUCAUUGGGGCCAACCUAUGUGUUGAUAGGGUAAUGGAGGAACCGACGCCAGGAAAGUGGCGACUUUGGGCCACUCGGUGUGAGCCUGGGUGCAGGUCCGAGGCCUGAUGUCGUGACCAGGUGCUUCUGACGUGUCCAGCUACGUGGUGACGAGCUCGGCGGGGAGUGUGUGGCAAGCGGGUGCGGCCGCGGGUACAGGCUGCGUGAUGGGGUGACGCACGGCGCGCGCCUGUUGCGGCGAUGUGGGGUCCGCUCCAGUGCCCUGGAGUCUGUGUGACGCGCCCGCCCGGCCCGCUAUACCAAGCCAUACUAGUCGGCAUGCAAUGCCAGCACUCGGGCCGCCCAAGCGAGCCGUGGUCUGGGCACAUGGGGGUCAGGCGUCAGGGAGGUAGGCACGUGGGCGUGCCGAUGGCCGGGCCCAGCGCCCAAGCGGCGGCCCUACAAAUGAGCAGGCCUGGCUCUUUCACACAUAUGACUGCAUAGGCACGCCAGGAGUAAGCUAGCUGGCCUUGGAGCGCACCCCAGGCGCGCGUGCGGGCAUGCCGGCAUGUUCGGCGAGUGCGCAUUUCGCUAGGAUUCGGGCUACCCCCACUUGAAGGCCGCUUAUUUACGAUCAUUGGGGCCAACCUAUGUGUUGAUAGGGUAAUGGAGGAACCGACGCCAGGAAAGUGGCGACUUUUGGCCACUCGGUGUGAGCCUGGGUGCAGGUCCGAGGCCUGAUGUCGUGACCAGGUGCUUCUGACGUGUCCAGCUACGUGGUGACGAGCUCGGCGGGGAGUGUGUGGCAAGCGGGUGCGGCCGCGGGUACAGGCUGCGUGAUGGGGUGACGCACGGCGCGCGCCUGUUGCGGCGAUGUGGGGUCCGCUCCAGUGCCCUGGAGUCUGUGUGACGCGCCCGCCCGGCCCGCUAUACCAAGCCAUACUAGUCGGCAUGCAAUGCCAGCACUCGGGCCGCCCAAGCGAGUCGUGGUCUGGGCACAUGGGGGUCAGGCGUCAGGGAGGUAGGCACGUGGGCGUGCCGAUGGCCGGGCCCAGCGCCCAAGCGGCGGCCCUACAAAUGAGCAGGCCUGGCUCUUUCACACAUAUGACUGCAUAGGCACGCCAGGAGUAAGCUAGCUGGCCUUGGAGCGCACCCCAGGCGCGCGUGCGGGCAUGCCGGCAUGUUCGGCGAGUGCGCAUUUCGCUAGGAUUCGGGCUACCCCCACUUGAAGGCCGCUUAUUUACGAUCAUUGGGGCCAACCUAUGUGUUGAUAGGGUAAUGGAGGAACCGACGCCAGGAAAGUGGCGACUUUGGGCCACUCGGUGUGAGCCUGGGUGCAGGUCCGAGGCCUGAUGUCGUGACCAGGUGCUUCUGACGUGUCCAGCUACGUGGUGACGAGCUCGGCGGGGAGUGUGUGGCAAGCGGGUGCGGCCGCGGGUACAGGCUGCGUGAUGGGGUGACGCACGGCGCGCGCCUGUUGCGGCGAUGUGGGGUCCGCUCCAGUGCCCUGGAGUCUGUGUGACGCGCCCGCCCGGCCCGCUAUACCAAGCCAUACUAGUCGGCAUGCAAUGCCAGCACUCGGGCCGCCCAAGCGAGUCGUGGUCUGGGCACAUGGGGGUCAGGCGUCAGGGAGGUAGGCACGUGGGCGUGCCGAUGGCCGGGCCCAGCGCCCAAGCGGCGGCCCUACAAAUGAGCAGGCCUGGCUCUUUCACACAUAUGACUGCAUAGGCACGCCAGGAGUAAGCUAGCUGGCCUUGGAGCGCACCCCAGGCGCGCGUGCGGGCAUGCCGGCAUGUUCGGCGAGUGCGCAUUUCGCUAGGAUUCGGGCUACCCCCACUUGAAGGCCGCUUAUUUACGAUCAUUGGGGCCAACCUAUGUGUUGAUAGGGUAAUGGAGGAACCGACGCCAGGAAAGUGGCGACUUUGGGCCACUCGGUGUGAGCCUGGGUGCAGGUCCGAGGCCUGAUGUCGUGACCAGGUGCUUCUGACGUGUCCAGCUACGUGGUGACGAGCUCGGCGGGGAAUGUGUGGCAAGCGGGUGCGGCCGCGGGUACAGGCUGCGUGAUGGGGUGACGCACGGCGCGCGCCUGUUGCGGCGAUGUGGGGUCCGCUCCAGUGCCCUGGAGUCUGUGUGACGCGCCCGCCCGGCCCGCUAUACCAAGCCAUACUAGUCGGCAUGCAAUGCCAGCACUCGGGCCGCCCAAGCGAGUCGUGGUCUGGGCACAUGGGGGUCAGGCGUCAGGGAGGUAGGCACGUGGGCGUGCCGAUGGCCGGGCCCAGCGCCCAAGCGGCGGCCCUACAAAUGAGCAGGCCUGGCUCUUUCACACAUAUGACUGCAUAGGCACGCCAGGAGUAAGCUAGCUGGCCUUGGAGCGCACCCCAGGCGCGCGUGCGGGCAUGCCGGCAUGUUCGGCGAGUGCGCAUUUCGCUAGGAUUCGGGCUACCCCCACUUGAAGGCCGCUUAUUUACGAUCAUUGGGGCCAACCUAUGUGUUGAUAGGGUAAUGGAGGAACCGACGCCAGGAAAGUGGCGACUUUGGGCCACUCGGUGUGAGCCUGGGUGCAGGUCCGAGGCCUGAUGUCGUGACCAGGUGCUUCUGACGUGUCCAGCUACGUGGUGACGAGCUCGGCGGGGAGUGUGUGGCAAGCGGGUGCGGCCGCGGGUACAGGCUGCGUGAUGGGGUGACGCACGGCGCGCGCCUGUUGCGGCGAUGUGGGGUCCGCUCCAGUGCCCUGGAGUCUGUGUGACGCGCCCGCCCGGCCCGCUAUACCAAGCCAUACUAGUCGGCAUGCAAUGCCAGCACUCGGGCCGCCCAAGCGAGUCGUGGUCUGGGCACAUGGGGGUCAGGCGUCAGGGAGGUAGGCACGUGGGCGUGCCGAUGGCCGGGCCCAGCGCCCAAGCGGCGGCCCUACAAAUGAGCAGGCCUGGCUCUUUCACACAUAUGACUGCAUAGGCACGCCAGGAGUAAGCUAGCUGGCCUUGGAGCGCACCCCAGGCGCGCGUGCGGGCAUGCCGGCAUGUUCGGCGAGUGCGCAUUUCGCUAGGAUUCGGGCUACCCCCACUUGAAGGCCGCUUGUUUACGAUCAUUGGGGCCAACCUAUGUGUUGAUAGGGUAAUGGAGGAACCGACGCCAGGAAAGUGGCGACUUUGGGCCACUCGGUGUGAGCCUGGGUGCAGGUCCGAGGCCUGAUGUCGUGACCAGGUGCUUCUGACGUGUCCAGCUACGUGGUGACGAGCUCGGCGGGGAAUGUGUGGCAAGCGGGUGCGGCCGCGGGUACAGGCUGCAUGAUGGGGUGCCGCACCAGUUGCGGCGAUGUGGGGUCCGCUCCAGAGCCCUGGAGUCUGUGUGACGUGCCCGCCCGG
Chlamydomonas reinhardtii is the source of this 7428-nucleotide messenger RNA. RefSeq lists its product as uncharacterized. The record is from RefSeq and is a predicted model, not a curated record. The transcript is spliced from 18 exons. The coding region runs from base 142 to 2877 and encodes 911 amino acids. Gene Ontology annotation, biological process: lipid metabolic process. NCBI's taxonomy places the organism in Eukaryota, Viridiplantae, Chlorophyta, Chlorophyceae, Chlamydomonadales, Chlamydomonadaceae.